CGGCUCGCGCGGCUCUUUCUUCCUCUGACUCUGCCUAAAUCCCACGAUUUUGUUAGCAAAUGGCUUUUCGGACUACUAAUGUUGAACAAAAUUUCUCGUAACUUAAAUUGCACCAGUUAUUUCAGAUUUCUCCCAAAAGUAAUAAAUGGCGGCGUUGCGGGUAUUGUUGGCGUUACUUGCGUCUUUCCUAUUGAUUUGGUCAAAACCAGACUGCAAAACCAGCAAGAAGGUUCUAAAUUAUAUAAAAACAUGUACGAUUGCGCUAUAAAGACAUACAGGGCAGAGGGGUUUCUUGGCAUGUACAGAGGCAGUGCUGUGAACCUUUUGCUGAUAACCCCUGAGAAAGCUAUUAAACUUGUAGGAAACGAUUUUUUUCGGCAUCAUUUAAAGCCUGAGGGCAAACCACUUACACCUCUUCGAGAAAUGUUAGCAGGUGCUGGAGCCGGUACCUGUCAAAUAGUCGUAACAACUCCCAUGGAGCUUCUGAAGAUCCAACUUCAGGACGCUGGCCGGACUCAGAAAAAUCCCGCCUCGGCGAUUUCAGACCGGCCGCAGCGUCUAUCAGCCACACGCAUUGCUCUACAACUGCUUCGGGACAAGGGGAUCUUUGGUCUUUACCGUGGAAUGGCAGCUACUUUUCUCAGGGAUGUUACCUUCUCCGCCAUGUACUUCCCUCUUUUUGCUAACAUCAACUCUUUGAUUAGAAAUCUUAUUCUCUUGUUUCUAUUCUUCACCACGCUAAAGCCAAUGAAGGACGUAGAUAUUGCUGACUCUAGAAUAAGGAGCAAACCGCUGCAACCCGUCAAAGAAACAAGUGAACUCAAUCCCUUGAUCAGCCGUCUGCCGAACGGUUAUGCUAUUACUCCUCUUUCUGACCUGGGCCAUCUAUCUAUUCCCUACGCUCUUGUCUCACUCCUGCCCUAUCACAACCUCUGA
Messenger RNA from Protopolystoma xenopodis, 936 nucleotides. NCBI's taxonomy places the organism in Eukaryota, Metazoa, Platyhelminthes, Monogenea, Polystomatidea, Polystomatidae. The record is from the annotation of a GenBank genome assembly.